This is a messenger RNA of Dermochelys coriacea (leatherback sea turtle), 3116 nucleotides long. RefSeq names its product phospholipid phosphatase 5 (gene PLPP5). Gene Ontology annotation, molecular function: phosphatidate phosphatase activity. The coding region runs from base 1424 to 1993 and encodes 189 amino acids. Gene Ontology annotation, biological process: phospholipid metabolic process. The record is from RefSeq and is a predicted model, not a curated record. NCBI's taxonomy places the organism in Eukaryota, Metazoa, Chordata, Testudines, Dermochelyidae. The transcript has 6 exons.
UCACAGUCAGUUUUACUGUCAGGUUUUCAGUGCUGCAGAGCUUUGCAUUUCACACACUGCCAGGGAAUAUUAUUUAAAAUCAACUGUGAAAUUGUUUCUGUUGGUCUAAGUUUUAUAAGACAUUUUGUUUUUAACAAAACCUCACCUUUUGGGCCAAAUUUUUGGUGAUUUAAAAGUUUGUAUUGGAUGUAAGGUAGGAGAUAUAACUAUACAACCAAGCCAAAGAAGAGGGAAUGUAGAUCCCUAGAGAAAGAGAGGCAGGGGAAAGAUGAGAUGGGAAGAGGGGUAGAAAUGAUGAUCGAUUGGAUGAGUGGUUACUGGGUGUCAGUGAACUGCUGAUCCAACAAAGCACUUUAGCUUGUGAUUAGAGUUAAAGCACAUGCUGAAGUGCUGUGAUGACUCACAACCUGAAUGAAGCUCAAGAAGAAUGGAAAUGUUACACAGAGGAUUAUAGGGACAUCCUCAGAAAAAAACAGGCUUCUCUCUGAAGACUGUUUACCUACUAUAGCUGCAGGUAGCACUUAAGAUCAUUAUAACUGGAAGAGAGAAUUUUAAUUCUAUACCAGUUCCUAUAGUGAAGCCGACUGCAUGUACAGUGCUGCCUGGACGCAACUUCCCCUGAUGUUUGUGUGGGGUUUCACAUAGCAACGGGGGGAGAAAAAACAUUUAAAAUAGGAAAAUGUGACGAUAAAACCACAAAAACUGAACUCCAGGUCAGGGGUAGGACGGGAGAUUAAAAAAUGUGUUAACAGUAAACUAACCAGCUUUCAGGUAGACAGUGUUUUGUUGAUGGGCUGUGUCCCUUGAUUUAGGGAAGUGGCAUUUCUGGUGAGAUGCUGCAGUUCUUAGAUUGGUCAGUGACUUUGGGGGCAAAGAACUAGUUUCUUUUUGUUGAAGGGGCAUGUAGGAAAUGCUAAAGGAGAAAACUCUUGCAUGGCAUUUGGAUUUGGUGAGUUGACCUUUAGGUCAAGUGCCAUGUAAAACUCCCAAAGUGACAGCAAAUGACAUUUGGGCUAGUCUGAAGACGAGCAUUCCCUGGAGCACUGGGUAUUGUGACACAAUCCCCAAGAGUCCGUUGUCCCUGAGAUAUCAGCAAUAACAACUGCUGUCUCCUGACAGCUGCUCUUGUUUUUCUCCCUAGCAAACAAUUUGGAUGCUACAGCUGAUGGAUUAAUUAGUUAAUAUUUGCAAAGCGCCUAGAAAGUGAAACAUGCUCAGGGGCCGUAGUGUUCUCAGGAAGCAACAUCUGAAUGAACAGCAGCGAGAGAGCGCCACAGCGGAAGUGAUGUAGGAAAGCAAGCCGAGACUGCAGGCCCCUAUGUCAGUGUGAUUAUUUAUACGGCUCCUACAAUGUGCUUGGCAUUCUACAGAGUUAAUUUCGUUUUUGUUUCCCCUGACGUUCAUCCUUCUGGCAAAAUUCCUCAUGAAAGUUGACCGCAGAGACACGCAGGAGGCCUUUUUGGCUGCCAGCCUUGCUCUUGCCCUGAACGGGGUCUUCACAAAUGCUGUGAAGCUAGUUGUGGGGAGGCCACGGCCGGAUUUCUUCUACCGCUGCUUUCCAGAUGGACGGGCAAACUCCAAGCUGGUGUGCACCGGUGAUGUGGACGUGGUGACUGAGGGACGCAAGAGCUUCCCGAGUGGGCAUUCCUCUUUUGCCUUUGCUGGUCUUGCCUUCUCUGCCUUGUACCUGGCAGGAAAACUGCACUGCUUCGCCCCUGGCGGGCGUGGAAAAUCCUGGCGGCUCUGUGCUUUCUUAUCACCACUGCUCGGCGCACUCCUCAUCGCUCUGUCCCGCACCUGUGAUUACAAGCACCAUUGGCAAGAUGUGUUGGUUGGCUCAGCGAUUGGUUUCACGUUUGCAUACCUAUGCUACAGGCAGCAUUACCCUUCCCUGACUGACUCAGAGUGCCAUAAACCAUUGCAAUGUAAAUCCAAGCUAUCUCCAGCACAGGAGCAAAAGCUGCCCAGCUCCAGCUUUUGCCUGGAAAUAUAAUGAUGGGAUCCACUUUGCUGGGAUCUGCCCCUAGGUAAUCAUUCCUUCCACUCUGCAGCCCACAGGGUGGGGAAGGGAUACAGGCUUUGGGAGCAUCACUCACUGCCUACCUGGUGAAGUACCUGAGUAACCCAAAGGAGGAUGCAGCUGAUAGCUGAAUAAGAAUUGCUCCCCUGCAAAUGCGGUAAGUGGUCCUGCUCAGCAGGCCUGUGUUUGUACUGUUCUUGUUUGAGAGACGCUCCCCUCUUUCAGGCCAGCCCUGGAGGAAGCUGUGUAAGUGACUGUACUCCAGCCUGCAGGAGGGAGGGGAGCAGACUGGCUAUCUGUGAGAGGAGGCUUGGUGGAAAUCCUGAAGUUGCACAGGGCCAGGUAGUAAUGAAUGGGGAAGUCAGCCCUCUCCUCUGGAGGAGGUCAUUUUAUGAAAGGACAACAACAUGCAAAUCAGAAGAGGCGGUCAGUGCUGUGUUGUUGAUACACAGCAUUUACUGUGUGCAUUUAGAAAUAGCACCUGCUUGGCCCCCCCUGCAGCCUGGGCACAUGAGGUGUGGUUCUGUUAAAGAAGCUGUGUCCUACAAUGGCUCCAACCAAGCAGAUGCUGGGCUGAUUUCCUGGCGUGGCACCCUGGCUGGGUUUGGAAUUUCUUCAUGCCAUAUUGUUGGACACUGCACAGAGCUCUCCAGCCCAUUUGCUUCCAGAAUCCUACCCCAAGUCACAGAGGAUAGCCGGACUGUGUCCUCAUCAUGUCCUGUGUUCCUACAUCCACCCCAGCAAAGGCCAAGAUCAGCACUGUAGUGCCAGGGAGCCAUCUAAUAGGCAUGACUGCCUAAUACCAUAAGGGGCAGUCACUCAUGGUCCCACUGCUAAGAAUUAUGACUAACCUUGGGGGGUGGGGGGAAAGAGAUGCUGUGGGGUUUUAUAUCUGAUUCCAACCUAGAAGCAGCAGGGCGGUGAGAUGGUGACUGUACAACACUGUCCAUGGGCUCACUGCGUUGUAGGGAGGAUAUGUUGCUCCAUCUACAACCCUUAAAGGUGAAAGGAUGCAGCAUCUGCCCUUGUAGGAUGUUUCCCUGUGGACCAACUGUACAAUUUGCAUUCUUGUGUUAAUUUCAAACCUACUGUACAC